Molecule: messenger RNA, 1053 nt
Organism: Cetraspora pellucida
Lineage: Eukaryota; Fungi; Glomeromycota; Glomeromycetes; Diversisporales; Gigasporaceae
Source: the annotation of a GenBank genome assembly
AUGGUUCCAUUUGCGGAUGAACUUAGUAUUAAACCUACCACCCUUGAAGAAUGGAAACGAUUGCAUUAUUUAGUAAGCUAUCUAAAUAAUGAACAACAAGUAUUGAUUUAUGUAGCACAAGGAGACAAUUAUAAAAGUGAUGACUCAGUAAAACUUAAAUAUAAAUUUGAUAAAACCUUAUCAACCUGUGAAGUACCAUGUAUCUGGAAUGAAACGCGCAUAGAAGAUUUAACAUCUGCAGAGCUUAAUGCAGCCGAUGCCAUCUUUUAUGUUAACCAACCAACCCCAUUAAAAUCAAAAGCAUUUAAAGGACAAAAGCUCAUACAAUAUACUUUAAUGCCUGCAACGUAUUAUCCACAGUAUCAUGAUAAGAAUAACAAAUUCAAUAUUCAUGUGACAUUUGAUGAAGAUUCAGAAGUACCUACAAGUUAUAUCAGAAAUCCAGAGAAAUGGCGAGUAAAAGAACCUUACAAAAUAGAAAAACACCCUUCUAACGUAGCAUCAAUUUCCUUUAUUGCAUCCCAUUCGACGAAAUUCCGAGAAACCUGGAUUCCAACCCUUAAAGAACAUAUCCCUAUUGCCUCUUUUGGUAGUGUUCACUGGAACACUAAUUGGGAUAUUCACCCAGAAUGCACAAAUUUAGAACCCUAUGAAUUAAAAAAUUGUAUUAUUUCCAAGUAUCCCUUUCAUUUAUAUAUUGAAACUUCCCAAGAAAAAGAUUUUACUACUGAAAAACUUUGGGAUGUAUUUAAAUCUGGAUCCGUACCUAUCAUAUGGGGUGAUCCUAAUAUUCGUUCAUAUUUACCAGAUCCUAAAUCUGCCAUUUUUAUUGAAGAUUUUCCGGAUGCUAAGGCCCUUGCGGACCAUUUAAAGUAUUUAAUAGAAAAUAAAUCGGCAUAUUUAGAAUAUCAUAAAUGGAGAACCAUGAAAGCAUGGUCAGAAGGAUUUGAUAGAAAAGCAUAUAUGAGCAUAGAAAAUAUGGAAUGUAAUGUUUGUAAAGAGGUUGCUAGAUUAAGAAUUUUAGAAGGAAGAAGCGAAGUUAUACAAUUUUAA